AUGAGGGCGGGCCGCGCGCUGCAGGUGCUGGGCUUGCUGCUCGGCCUGGCCCGCGGCUCCGAGGUGGGCAGCUCGCAGGCAGUGUGUCCCGGGACUCUGAACGGGCUGAGCGUGACUGGCGAUGCGGAGAAUCAAUACCUGACGCUGCAGAAGCUCUACGAUAGGUGUGAGGUGGUGAUGGGGAACCUGGAGAUUGUGCUCACAGGACACAACGCCGACCUCUCCUUCCUGCAGUGGAUCCGAGAGGUGACAGGCUACGUCCUCGUGGCCAUGAAUGAGUUCUCUACCCUGCCGCUGCCCAACCUUCGAGUGGUGCGCGGGACCCAAGUCUACGAUGGGAAGUUCGCCAUCUUUGUCAUGUUGAACUAUAACACCAACUCCAGCCACGCGCUGCGCCAGCUUCGCUUUACCCAGCUCACCGAGAUUCUGUCAGGGGGUGUUUACAUUGAGAAGAACGAUAAACUUUGCCACAUGGAUACAAUCGACUGGAGGGACAUCGUGAGAGACCGAGAUGCGGAAAUAGUGGUGAAAGACAAUGGCAAGAUCUGUUCCCCUUGUCAUGAGGCCUGCAAGGGGCGAUGCUGGGGUCCUGGACCGGAAGACUGCCAGACAUUGACCAAGACCAUCUGUGCCCCUCAGUGUAAUGGUCACUGCUUUGGGCCCAACCCCAACCAGUGUUGUCAUGAUGAGUGUGCAGGGGGCUGCUCAGGCCCUCAGGACACGGACUGCUUUGCCUGUCGCCUUUUCAAUGACAGCGGAGCUUGUGUGCGCCAGUGUCCACAGCCUCUUGUCUACAACAAGCUGACCUUCCAGCUGGAGCCCAAUCCGCACACCAAGUAUCAAUAUGGAGGAGUUUGUGUAGCCAGUUGUCCUCAUAACUUUGUGGUGGAUCAGACAUCUUGUGUCAGGGCCUGUCCUCCUGACAAGAUGGAAGUAGAUAAACAUGGACUCAAGAUAUGUGAACCUUGCGGGGGGCUUUGCCCCAAAGCCUGUGAGGGGACAGGUGCGGGCAGCCGCUUGCAGACUGUGGACUCCAGCAACAUUGAUGGAUUUGUGAACUGCACCAAGAUCCUGGGCAACCUGGACUUUCUUAUCACUGGCCUCAAUGGAGAUCCCUGGCACAAGAUCCCUGCCUUGGACCCUGAGAAGCUCAAUAUCUUCCGGACAGUUCGGGAGAUCACAGGUUACCUGAACAUCCAGUCCUGGCCUCCCCACAUGCACAACUUCAGUGUCUUUUCCAACCUGACAACCAUUGGGGGCAGAAGCCUGUACAACCGGGGCUUCUCACUGCUGAUCAUGAAGAACUUGAAUGUAACAUCUCUAGGCCUCCGAUCUUUGAAAGAAAUAAGUGCUGGGCGUAUUUACAUAAGUUCCAAUCGUCAGCUUUGCUACCACCAUUCUCUGAACUGGACCAGGCUGCUUCGGGGUCCUGCAGAGGAGAGACUAGAGAUCAAGGAUAAUCGGGCCCCCAAAGACUGCAUGGCAGAGGGCAAAGUGUGUGACCCACUCUGCUCUGGAGGAUGUUGGGGCCCUGGCCCUGGCCAGUGCCUGUCUUGUCGAAACUUCAGCCGAGGAGGUGUCUGUGUGACCCACUGCAACUUUCUGAAUGGGGAGCCUCGUGAGUUUGCCCAUGAGGCGGAAUGCUUUUCCUGCCACCCGGAAUGCCAGCCCAUGGAGGGCACUGCCACGUGCAAUGGCUCGGGUUCUGAUGCUUGUGCCCACUGUGCCCACUUCCGGGAUGGACCCCACUGUGUGAGCAGCUGCCCCAAUGGAGUCCUUGGUGCCAAGGGCCCCAUCUACAAGUACCCAGAUGCUCUGAAUGAAUGUCGACCCUGUCAUGAGAACUGCACCCAGGGGUGUAAAGGACCAGAACUGCAAGACUGUUCAGGCCAAACACCUGUGCUGAUCAGCAAAACCCAUCUAGCGAUGGCUUUAACAGUGGUAGGAGGUUUGGCAGUGAUUUUCCUGAUCCUGGGAGGCACUUUUCUCUAUUGGCGUGGUCGCCGGAUUCAGAAUAAAAGGGCUAUGCGGCGCUACCUGGAAAGGGGUGAGAGCAUAGAACCUCUGGACCCCAGCGAGAAAGCUAACAAAGUCUUGGCCAGAAUCUUCAAAGAGACAGAGCUGCGGAAGCUUAAGGUUCUUGGUUCGGGCGUCUUUGGAACUGUGCACAAAGGAGUGUGGAUCCCUGAGGGGGAAUCAAUCAAAAUUCCAGUCUGCAUUAAAGUCAUCGAGGACAAGAGCGGACGGCAGAGUUUUCAAUCUGUGACAGAUCAUAUGCUGGCCAUUGGCAGCCUAGACCAUGCCCACAUUGUCCGGCUGUUGGGGCUGUGCCCGGGGUCCUCUCUGCAGCUCGUCACUCAGUACUUGCCACUGGGUUCCCUGCUGGAUCACGUGAGGCAACAUCAAGCGGCGCUGGGGCCACAGCUGCUGCUCAACUGGGGAGUGCAGAUCGCCAAGGGUAUGUACUAUCUGGAGGAGCACGGUAUGGUGCACAGGAACCUGGCUGCCCGAAAUGUGCUACUCAAGUCACCGAGUCAGGUUCAGGUGGCAGAUUUUGGGGUGGCUGACCUGCUGCCCCCUGAUGAUAAGCAGCUGCUACACAGUGAGGCCAAGACUCCAAUUAAGUGGAUGGCCCUUGAGAGUAUCCAUUUUGGGAAAUACACACAUCAGAGUGACGUCUGGAGCUACGGUGUCACGGUUUGGGAGCUGAUGACCUUUGGGGCAGAGCCGUAUGCAGGACUGCGAUUGGCUGAAGUCCCAGACCUACUGGAGAAGGGGGAGAGGUUGUCACAGCCCCAGAUCUGUACCAUCGAUGUCUACAUGGUCAUGGUCAAGUGUUGGAUGAUCGAUGAGAACAUCCGCCCCACCUUUAAAGAAUUAGCCAAUGAGUUCACCAGGAUGGCCCGAGAUCCACCACGGUACCUGGUCAUAAAGAGAGAGAGUGGGUCUGGCAUUCCCCCUGGGGCGGAGGCCCCUGCUCUGACAGACAAGGAACUGGAGGAGGUAGAGCUGGAGCCAGAGUUGGACCUGGAUCUGGACCUGGACCUGGAGGCGGAGGAAGACAACCUAGCAGCACUGGGCUCUGCGCUCAGCCUGCCGGUUGGAACACUUACCCGGCCACGUGGGAACCAGAACCUUCUAAGUCCAUCUUCUGGAUACAUGCCUAUGAACCAGGGUAAUCUUGGGGAGGCUUGCCAGGAGCCGGCAGUUUGUGGGGGGAGUGAACGGUGCCCGCGUCCAGCCUCUCUGCACCCAGUGCCACGGGGCCGCCUGGCAUCAGAGUCAUCCGAGGGCCACGUGACCGGCUCAGAGGCUGAGCUGCAGGAGAAAGUGUCGAUGUGCAGAAGUCGGAGCCGGAGCCCGCGGCCGCGCGGAGACAGCGCCUACCACUCCCAGCGCCACAGCCUGCUUACUCCUGUCACCCCACUGUCCCCACCAGGCUUGGAGGAGGAGGAUGUCAAUGGUUAUGUCAUGCCAGACGCACACCUCAAAGGUACUCCCUCCUCCCGGGAAGGCACCCUUUCUUCGGUGGGCCUCAGCUCUGUCCUGGGUACUGAAGAAGAUGAUGAAGAUGAGGAGUAUGAAUACAUGAACCGGAGAAGGCACAGUCUACCUCGGCACCCGAGGCCGAGCUCCCUCGAGGAGCUGGGUUAUGAGUACAUGGAUGUGGGCUCCGACCUCAGUGCUUCUCUGGGCAGCACGCAGAGCUGCCCACUCAACCCUGUGCCCAUCACGCCCAGUGCCGGCACAACUCCAGACGAGGACUAUGAAUACAUGAACCGGCGGCGUGGUGGCGGCAGUGCUGGGGGAGAUUAUGCAGCCAUGGGGGCCUCCCCAGCAGCAGAGCAAGGCUAUGAAGAGAUGAGAGCUUUCCAGGGGCCUGGACACCAUGCCCCCCAUGUCCAUUAUGCCCGCCUCAAAACUCUACGUAGUUUAGAAGCGACUGACUCUGCCUUCGAUAACCCUGAUUACUGGCAUAGCAGGCUUUUCCCCAAGGCUAACGCCCAAAGAACAUAACCCCUGCUCCCUGAGGCACUCAGGGAACAUUUAAUGGCAGCUAGUGCCUCUAGAGGGUACCCCUCUUCUCCCGAGCCCCUCUCUCUCCAGGUCCCAGCUCCAUUUCCCUAGUCCUAGACAAUUCCAGUCAACCUUUGGAGGCUUUUAACACUUUGACACAAAAUGUUUGUGGUAUGUAACCAGCUGUGCACUUUCUUCUCUUGCCCAACCCUGGGAAAGGAGAAGGUUUUCCCCUAUUUUAUGUGCUUUCCCAACCCCAUUCCUCAGUUUCCUCAGGCAAACUCCCUGGAGAUAUGAAGGAUUACUCCACUCCCCGUUCCCUUUCUCUCAGGCUCUGGCUUGUUGAGACUAGCCUUUCAAAUGUGCCUUUGUUUCUCAUCAGACUCCUAAGGAAGAGGAAAGGGGAGAAACUCAGCAGGGAAAGUAAAAUUGUGGCUUAUGACUCUUAACCCCCUAGAAGGAAAUUUUGGCUUAAAGUUUUGGGGAAUGAAGAGGUUAGGAGUAGAUAGUGAUUACCGUUAAUGAAACACUGUGUGCAAAAAGCAUCAUGCUGAACUUUACUACUAUUAUCUCAUUGAAUCCUUACAACAAUUCUGUUUGAAAAGCAAUUCUGAGCUGAGUAUCAUCUCAUUUUUACAUAUAGGAAAAAUGAGCCUUAAAGAGAUUAAGUAAAUGUAGUGGCAGAUCCAGUAUUCAUUAUCUUCUAAUAUGUGCUCUUACUGUAAGUUAGCAAGGAAAACCAGAAGUUCUUGUAAGGGGCAUUUUCUUGUUUUUGCACUGAAACAAGUCUAAAUCCAACAACCACAGCCUCUUUCUAUACCCAGCUUUUCAUCUCAGGAAGGAGUAGGAGGGUGGGUUAGUCAGAAGGAAAAAUAAUUGGACAUCUUUGUGUAAAUCAUGAUCUACACAUGCUGUAAAGGAUCUUCACUUCUUACCCAAGGGACAGAUUCACAAAGGUCCCAAGAGCCACUUUUAGGAGCUUUUCUCAUUUAGUAGUUGGGAAGCUUCCAGUUGGGGUGGAAAGAAGACCCAACUUCAGACCUCUGUUCCCUUAGAUGGGAAACCGGGGGUAUCUGUUGUUUCACUCGUUUUUUUGUUUUGUUUUUAUACGUGUCUGAAUAAAAUUGCCAAUUCUUUUAGCUUCUUGUCUGUCAAAUGAA
Messenger RNA from Talpa occidentalis (Iberian mole), 5177 nucleotides. It is a transcript of the gene ERBB3, whose product is annotated as erb-b2 receptor tyrosine kinase 3. The transcript is spliced from 28 exons. Gene Ontology annotation, biological process: cell surface receptor protein tyrosine kinase signaling pathway; nervous system development; multicellular organism development. The coding region runs from base 1 to 4017 and encodes 1338 amino acids. NCBI's taxonomy places the organism in Eukaryota, Metazoa, Chordata, Mammalia, Eulipotyphla, Talpidae. Gene Ontology annotation, cellular component: signaling receptor complex; basal plasma membrane. The record is from RefSeq and is a predicted model, not a curated record. Gene Ontology annotation, molecular function: protein tyrosine kinase activity; ATP binding; neuregulin receptor activity.